This is a messenger RNA of Neomonachus schauinslandi (Hawaiian monk seal), 1936 nucleotides long. RefSeq names its product DnaJ heat shock protein family (Hsp40) member B4 (gene DNAJB4). The record is from RefSeq and is a predicted model, not a curated record. Gene Ontology annotation, molecular function: Hsp70 protein binding. The transcript has 3 exons. Bases 295 to 1308 code for a protein of 337 amino acids. Lineage: Eukaryota; Metazoa; Chordata; Mammalia; Carnivora; Phocidae. Gene Ontology annotation, cellular component: endoplasmic reticulum membrane; cytosol. Gene Ontology annotation, biological process: cellular response to misfolded protein.
CUGUAGCAUUUGCUGUUCUAGAAAGUACAGAGACACGUAGUGAAAAUGGGAGGAUCUAGAAGGAGGCUGUCUCCUGUGUAGUGUAUAUUUAUCUGUAAGUGAGCCUUUGAGGAAGGAAUUAAAUACAGAGACGUGGUUUGCUUGCUGCCUUAAGACAGCGAAGCUGAAUUGCUGAUUUGCUUUAACUUUUAAAAUACCCAGCUUGGUUUAUUUUUCUUAGAAUCGUACUGCUAAGACUGGGGACGCUGUUUUCUUUCACAAAGGGAAAUCUAAGUUCAUUUCAAGGCAUUCGAAAUGGGGAAAGACUAUUAUUGCAUUUUGGGAAUUGAAAAAGGAGCUUCAGAUGAAGAUAUUAAAAAGGCUUACCGAAAACAAGCCCUCAAAUUUCAUCCGGACAAGAACAAAUCUCCUCAAGCAGAGGAAAAAUUUAAAGAGGUCGCAGAAGCUUAUGAAGUAUUGAGUGAUCCUAAAAAGAGAGAAAUAUAUGAUCAGUUUGGGGAGGAAGGGUUGAAAGGAGGAGCAGGAGGUACUGAUGGACAAGGAGGUACCUUCCGGUACACUUUUCAUGGUGAUCCUCAUGCCACAUUUGCAGCAUUUUUUGGAGGUUCCAACCCCUUUGAAAUUUUCUUUGGAAGACGGAUGGCUGGUGGUAGAGAUUCUGAUGAAAUGGAAGUAGAUGGAGAUCCUUUUAGUGCCUUUGGAUUCAGCAUGAAUGGAUAUCCAAGAGACAGAAAUUCUGUGGGGCCAUCCCGCAUCAAACAAGAUCCUCCAGUUAUUCACGAACUUAGAGUAUCACUUGAAGAAAUAUAUACUGGUUGUACCAAACGGAUGAAGAUUUCUCGAAAAAGGUUAAAUCCUGAUGGAAGGAGUUAUAGAUCUGAGGACAAAAUUCUCACCAUCGAGAUUAAAAAAGGGUGGAAAGAAGGCACCAAAAUUACUUUUCCAAGGGAAGGAGAUGAAACACCAACUAGUAUCCCAGCAGACAUUGUUUUUAUCAUUAAAGAUAAAGAUCACCCAAAAUUUAAAAGGGAUGGAUCAAAUAUAAUUUACACUGCUAAAAUUAGUUUACGAGAGGCAUUGUGUGGCUGCUCAGUUAAUGUGCCAACAAUGGAUGGAAGAACCAUACCUAUGUCAAUAAAUGAUAUUGUGAAGCCUGGAAUGAGGAGAAGAAUUAUUGGAUAUGGGCUGCCGUUUCCAAAAAAUCCUGAGCAGCGUGGCGACCUUCUAAUAGAAUUUGACGUGUCCUUCCCAGAUACUAUAUCCUCAUCAUCCAAAGAAGUACUUAGGAAACAUCUUCCUGCCUCAUAGAAUGAAAAACUUUGUUACCCAUAUUUUGAUAAGGCACUGAAAAUAUAAAAGGACUGGCAGUUUACUGAUGUAGAUGUGAAUUCUGUAUAAAGAUGUGUAAAUUAUUUUGAGGAUUCAUUAAAUUGCAUGAAUAGAGACGGGUCAAAUAAAUAGGCAAAAGGGAUUUUUACAGUGAGAGAUGAAGAAACAACCAUUCACUGUAUUUUAUUUUAUUUCUCCCAAAUCAGAAAUUUUUAGUAUUUUGCUUACAUGUAAAAUUUGUUUUUGUGGAGUUAGUAGAUAGAUUUCUAAUAAAGUACUAGACUAUCCAAGUACUUUAUUUCUUUUAUCUUUACAUUAUCAGUAUGAUAGUUUCUCAUUUAUAAUGGAAAUUUAAGUUCUUAACUAACCUACACAGGUGAUUUGUAUUUCUAGAAAAUAAAAACCCAAGUCAUUUGGAAAUGUGGUUAACUAGAUUUAAAUCUCCAUCUGAAAUGCUGCUAUAGGGCUGGGACCCAUAAAAGAAUAUCCUAAUGCAUAUGUUUUGAUUUUUAAAGUAUGCUAUAGCAUUUCCUACUAACAUGAUUGUAAUGUUCUUUUUUGGGUUUUUUUUGUUUUUUUUUUUAAUUCUUAUGUUAAUCCCCAUACA